AGCGGCUUCUUUAUGUAGAAUUUACGCACUGAUUGUGCCUGAGCGAAAGAGGAAUACGACGUCUUAAAAAUAUAUUAUUACAUCGGCGCUUCCAUCUUGCAAGAGACGACCCUUGAACUAGAAGCGCGAACAUAAACAGUCGGGUACCAAACUACACAUCCCAGACUGCUCGACACACACAGGGUCCAAUCCAAAGUGCACGGUUUGCGCUUGCAGGAUGUAGGUGAUAGUUGACGGCCAAGUUCUUCAGAACCCUGAAGUUUUUAGCGACUUGCACCAUUGGUUUGACUUUCAUUGGAGGCUUUUGGUCCUCGUGUGACUCGCAAGGAUGGCAGACGAAUCUCAAAGAGGCGAGGGGUUGCCAGAGGAUGUAAUGACAGAUGAUUGCAUGACUACCUACACGCACCUAUACAGUCCAGACCUUUUAAAAGAUAAUGUAGCAUUUAUUACAGGAGGUGGGUCUGGCAUUGGAUUCCGCAUAGCUGAGGUCUUCAUGAGGCAUGGGUGUGAUGUAGUGAUCGCCAGUCGAAAUCUUGAACGUCUGACAGAGGCAGCAGACAAGCUAACUAAAGCAACGGGUCGGAGAUGUCUUGCCCUGGCAGUCGAUGUUAGGCAGCCAGACACCAUCAAUGCAGCAGUGGACCAAACCCUACAGGAGCUGGGGCGCAUUGAUAUUCUCAUCAAUAAUGCUGCAGGGAACUUCCUGUGUCCUGCUUCCUCGUUGUCUUUCAACGCCUUCAAGACCGUGCUAGAAAUAGACACCAUGGGAACAUACAACACCAGCAAGGUGGUCUACGACAAGUGGUUGAAGGAUCAUGGUGGUGCUAUCGUAAACAUCUCUGCCACUCUGGGCUACAGGGGACAGGCGCUGCAGGUGCAUGCUGGAUCGGCCAAAGCCGCCAACGAUGCCAUGACUAAACACUUGGCCGUGGAAUGGGGACCCAACGGAGUGAGGGUCAACACUGUGGCACCAGGGCCCAUCUCAGGCACCGAAGGCUACCGCAGACUGGGUGGUCCACAUGCUGAGAACGCCGGCAUGUUCAGCAGCAUCCCUCUGCAGCGUGCCGGGAACAAGACGGAGAUGGCCCACGCAGUGCUCUUCCUCUCCAGCAGGGCGGCGUCCUACGUGACGGGCAGCAUCCUGGUGGCCGAUGGCGGAGCGUGGCUGACGUCGGCCAAUGACGUGCACCGCCUGCUGGGAUUAUGGUCCUCUGAGAUGAAGAGAGAUAAAAAAUAAACAUUUUAUCCUCAAAGAAGAAUGGAUCCUUGUGAUACAACAGGAGAGAACUGUCCAGGCACUUCGGCUCACUCAUGACAUUCCAUACCACAGAAAUCAGUUUGUUACCGUAAUUUACCGUGCCUUGCCUGUCAUAGUAGGCCUGUACUUGCUGACAUGAAAAUAUUGUGGCUGAUGUGCCAGAAGUCUGAAGUCAGAAGUUGUCAUGUAGGCUCUAUGGCCUAUGUGUCUUUCUAGUUAUGUCAAAAAUUAACUUGUGUCUCUAUCAUAAAGUCAGUAUGUCCAUGUUAUAACCCUGUACACUACUUCCUAAAUAUUAAAAGGAAAAAAGAGCAA
Engraulis encrasicolus (European anchovy) is the source of this 1573-nucleotide messenger RNA. It is a transcript of the gene decr2, whose product is annotated as 2,4-dienoyl CoA reductase 2, peroxisomal. The record is from RefSeq and is a predicted model, not a curated record. The transcript has 10 exons. Gene Ontology annotation, molecular function: 2,4-dienoyl-CoA reductase (NADPH) activity. Gene Ontology annotation, cellular component: peroxisome. Bases 329 to 1237 code for a protein of 302 amino acids. Gene Ontology annotation, biological process: fatty acid catabolic process. NCBI's taxonomy places the organism in Eukaryota, Metazoa, Chordata, Actinopteri, Clupeiformes, Engraulidae.